Choloepus didactylus (southern two-toed sloth) is the source of this 1937-nucleotide messenger RNA. It is a transcript of the gene ATAD3A, whose product is annotated as ATPase family AAA domain containing 3A. Gene Ontology annotation, biological process: mitochondrion organization. The record is from RefSeq and is a predicted model, not a curated record. The transcript has 15 exons. Gene Ontology annotation, cellular component: mitochondrion. Gene Ontology annotation, molecular function: ATP hydrolysis activity; zinc ion binding; ATP binding. Bases 111 to 1937 code for a protein of 608 amino acids. NCBI's taxonomy places the organism in Eukaryota, Metazoa, Chordata, Mammalia, Pilosa, Megalonychidae.
GCGCAGUGCCCUUGAGCGCCGGCGUGCGGCGCGUGGAAGCUGCCCCGCGGAGCGCGAAUCCCGCUCGGGCUCCGGUCCCGGCUGCUCGGCGGCGCGCGGCUCGCGGGGCCAUGUCGUGGCUCUUCGGCAUCAACAAGGGCCCCACGGGCGAGGGCGCGGGCUCCCCGCUGCCCCUGCCGCCCGCGGCUGAGGGCAGAGGGGACCGCGGCGCUGGGGACCGGCCGGCGCCCAAGGACAAAUGGAGCAACUUCGACCCGACGGGCCUGGAGCGCGCGGCCAAGGCGGCGCGCGAGCUGGAGCACUCGCGCCAUGCCAAGGAGGCACUGGGGCUUGCGCAGAUGCAGGAGCAGACACUGCAGCUGGAGCAGCAGGCCAAGCUGAAGGAGUAUGAGGCCGCCGUGGAGCAGCUGAAGAGCGAGCAGGUCCGCGUGCAAGCCGAGGAGAGGCGCAAGACCCUGAGCGAGGAGACGCGGCAGCACCAGGCCCGGGCCCAGUAUCAGGACAAGCUGGCCCGGCAGCGCUACGAGGACCAGCUGAGGCAGCAGCAACUCCUCAAUGAGGAGAACUUGCGGAAGCAGGAGGAGUCCGUGCAGAAGCAGGAGGCGAUCCGCCGAGCCACUGUGGAGCGGGAGAUGGAGCUGCGGCACAAGAACGAGCUGCUGCGCGUCGAGGCGGAGGCGCGUGCCCGGGCCCAGGCCGAGCGGGAGAACGCGGACAUCAUCCGUGAGCAGAUCCGCCUGAAGGCCGCUGAGCACCGCCAGACCGUCCUGGAGACGCUGAGGACGGCCGGCGCCCUGCUCGGUGAAGGGUUCCAUGCCUUCGUGACGGACUGGGACAAAGUGACUGCCACGGUUGCAGGGCUGACCCUGCUGGCCGCCGGGGUCUACUCGGCCAAAAAUGCCACCGCGGUCGCUGGCCGGUAUGUGGAGGCGCGGCUGGGGCGGCCCUCGCUGGUGAGAGAGACGUCGCGCAUCAGCGUCCUGGAGGCCCUCAGGCACCCCCUGCAGGUCGGCAGGCGGCUGCUCAGUCAGCCCCAGGACGCGCUGGAGGGUGUCGUGCUCAGCCCCGCGCUGGAGGAGCGGGUCCGGGACAUCGCCAUUGCCACGAGGAACGCCCGCCGGAACGGGAGCGUGUACCGGAACGUGCUGAUGCACGGGCCGCCCGGCACCGGGAAAACCUUGUUUGCCAAGAAACUCGCCCUGCACUCGGGCAUGGACUACGCCAUCAUGACGGGCGGUGACGUGGCCCCCAUGGGGCGGGAGGGCGUGACCGCCGUGCACAAGGUCUUCGACUGGGCCAGCACCAGCCGGCGCGGCCUCCUGCUGUUUGUGGACGAAGCGGACGCCUUCCUCCGGAAGCGAGCAACCGAAAAGAUCAGCGAGGACCUGCGAGCCGCCCUCAAUGCCUUCCUGCACAGGACGGGCCAGCACAGCAGCAAGUUCAUGCUGGUCCUCGCCAGCAACCAGCCCGAGCAGUUCGACUGGGCCAUCAAUGACCGCAUCGAUGAGAUGGUCGGCUUCGGCCUGCCGCGGCGGGAGGAGCGGGAGCGCCUGGUGAGGAUGUAUUUUGACAAGUAUGUUCUUAAGCCGGCCACGGAAGGGAAGCAGCGCUUGAAGCUGGCGCAGUUUGACUACGGGAAGAAGUGCUCGGAGGUUGCGCAGCUGACGGAGGGCAUGUCGGGCCGGGAGAUCUCCCAGCUUGCCGUGGCCUGGCAGGUGAGUUGGGGUCGGCCGGCGGGGCCGCCUGGGGGUCGCUGCAGCUGCCUUCCAGUCCCUUGGCCCAAGUGUCAGGCUCCAGAGCGUGGGCCGCGUCCCAGAGCACAGCUCCCUGUCCCCAGAACGUCACCGCCUGCUGGGGGUGUCCUGGGAGGGGCGCAGGGCAGACGGCACAGGGGGCUCCAUGGCUGGGGGGGGUCCAGGGAUCGCAUGAACCUCUGA